Messenger RNA from Hansenula ciferrii, 1122 nucleotides. It is a transcript of the gene MRP51, whose product is annotated as mitochondrial 37S ribosomal protein bS1m. Bases 1 to 1122 code for a protein of 373 amino acids. Gene Ontology annotation, cellular component: mitochondrial small ribosomal subunit. Lineage: Eukaryota; Fungi; Ascomycota; Saccharomycetes; Phaffomycetales; Wickerhamomycetaceae. The transcript has a single exon. Gene Ontology annotation, molecular function: structural constituent of ribosome. The record is from RefSeq and is a predicted model, not a curated record. Gene Ontology annotation, biological process: mitochondrial translational initiation.
AUGAAAAUAAAAUUAACGGGUAUUAAACAAUUCAAUAUUGAUAUCAAAGUUCAGUUCAGGGAUAUUAAUCAGAUUACCAAUAUGUCCGAGUUCACUAGACUAUUGAGAAACUCUAGGCUCUCUGCUCUGCCUAAGAACAGUUCCAAACACAAAGGUAAUAAAUUCCCAUCCCAACAAAUUAUUGAAACAAGAGCUAAUGCCCUUGCAAGAGAUGAAUGGGGUUUAAAAUCUUCUUUACCUUCAAAGAUCAAAAGUCGUUUUAUAACGUUUAAUGAUUUAGAUAAUAUGGAACGUAUUGUUGAUUUUGAAACUGGUGGUUCAUUCCAUUGGAAACAAAAAAGAUUUCAAGAAAUGAAUAUAGUACCAAAUUUUGAUACACCAAGAAAAAAUCCUUUAUUUUUCAAUGACGUUGCAGAUUCUCAUAGAUUUACUUCAUUAGCUUCAUUAAUGGGUAUAACUGAUGAAAUUUCUCCAAAAAAUUUGAACAAGAUCUUGGAUUCAAUUUCUGGUCUUAGAGUAAAAUUUGAAAAAUAUUUAUUGAAGAAAGAUCCAAUUCAAUUGAAAAAUAAAAGUUUUACACAAGAGGAAUUUGCAAGUCAUGCUAUUGAUUUUUUAAGUUCAAUUAAAACUGAACAACCAAUCACUUCAUUUAAUCAAUUAAAUUUAAGAAAAGGUUUAGUUAAAGGUACUGGUGGAUUAUCAUAUGGAUUAAAAGGUCGUUUAACAAAUUCACCAAAUGGUAUCAAAUCAAAAUUUAUUGGUACAGGUCGUUUUGCCACAACAAGUCCAAAUUCAAGAAUUGUUGCAUUUGGUGGAUUUUUCGGUGAAACUUCAAAUACUUCAUCAAAUUUACAAUUUAAUAAAACUCAAAGUGAUGGUAAAGUUCCAAGAGAAGUUAAUGUUCCAUUUAGUGUUGAAAGAGCAGUUUUACAAGAUGAUGGUUCUGUUAAUUUGAAAUUAGAUGUUGUAAAUAGACAUAUUUCAAGUGCUUUAGGUAAUGAUAGUACUUAUUUUAGAAAUAAUCAAAAACAAUUUAAUAGAUCAAAAGUUAAUAAUCGUGAAAAAAGAGAUACUGUUCAAGAUUUAUUAGCUUUAAUUAGAGAAGGUCAAAAAAAGAGAUGA